Molecule: messenger RNA, 551 nt
Organism: Boleophthalmus pectinirostris (great blue-spotted mudskipper)
Lineage: Eukaryota; Metazoa; Chordata; Actinopteri; Gobiiformes; Gobiidae
Gene: rps20
Product: ribosomal protein S20
Exons: 4
Coding region: 154-513 (119 amino acids)
Biological process (GO): translation
Cellular component (GO): ribosome; cytosolic small ribosomal subunit
Molecular function (GO): RNA binding; structural constituent of ribosome
Source: RefSeq, a predicted model, not a curated record
CAUCCCUAAAGUUCCCGGAUGUGUGGUACAAAUUGAGCACACGCGCGUUCUUCCGUCCCUUUCCUGAAGCUAACCCACGUUGGUGGCGCCUGUUCCUGGCUCACCGCUGUUCGCUUGAUUUAUCUCCGAAUAAGUCGGUCAGGAAGUAUCGCAAUGGCUUUCAAAGACUCUGGCAAAGCACCUGUGGAGGCUGAGGUCGCCAUCCACCGCAUCCGUAUCACCUUGACCAGCCGUAACGUCAAGUCUCUGGAGAAGGUCUGUGCUGACCUGAUCCGUGGAGCUAAGGAGAAGAACCUGAAAGUGAAGGGACCAGUCCGUAUGCCAACUAAGACCCUGCGCAUCACCACCAGGAAGACUCCUUGCGGUGAGGGAUCCAAAACUUGGGACCGUUUCCAGAUGAGGAUCCACAAGCGCCUCAUUGAUCUGCACAGUCCAUCUGAGAUCGUAAAGCAGAUCACCUCCAUCAGCAUCGAGCCUGGUGUAGAGGUCGAAGUCACCAUUGCCGACGCAUAAACAAUGCUAUGUUUUCAAUAAAAGAAACAGAAAAUUGA